AUGAUGACAACUACUGCCAUUACUUUCCUGCUGGGAUCAGUAUCGACAUUAUAUCUGUUACUGUACCUGUUGUCCCACACUCCUAGGAAAUCUUUCGAUGAAGAACUGAAAUUCAAGAGUAUUGAUGAUGAUGGUAAAGUAGUUACUGGUCAGCUUAAGAACAUUUUGGAUGAUAAAGAUGAUGAUAAAAAGGGCGUUGAUGGCGACAUAGAGCUAUCCGUAGUCGUUCCUAGUUACAAUGAGACUGCUAGAAUAUCAGUAAUGUUAACAGAAACGAUUGAGUUUCUACGCAAGAACUAUGGUAACAGAUGGGAAAUCAUUGUAGUGGACGAUGGGUCUCAAGAUGGUACAGCAGAGUUCUGUUUAGAAUUCAUUAGAAAGAACUUUAAAUUUGUCACGCAUCAGUUUAGAGUGGUAAAGCUACUGAAGAAUAGAGGUAAGGGAGGAGCUGUAAGGCAUGGUAUGAUACAUGUUAGAGGUAAGUAUGGGUUAUUUGCGGAUGCAGACGGUGCCAGUAAAUUUAGUGAAGUUACAAAGUUAAUUCAAGCUCUAAAAGAUAACAAUAGUAAGAAUGGUGUCAUCGCUAUUGGUUCUCGAGCACAUAUGGUUAACAGUGAAGCAGUGGUAAAGAGAUCUUUUAUCAGAAACUUUUUAAUGUAUGGUCUUCAUAUGCUAGUCUACUUGUUUGGUAUAAGAUCGGUCAGAGACACCCAAUGUGGAUUCAAGUUAUUUGAUAAAAAGGCCAUUUGCAAUAUAUUCCCUAACGUACAUACAGAAGGGUGGAUAUUUGAUGUUGAAGUCCUACUACUUGGUUUGAAGAAAGGCAUACCGAUUAUAGAAAUUCCUAUAUCAUGGCAUGAAGUUGGAGGCUCUAAAAUGGUUCUAUCCAGAGACAGCAUAGCUAUGGCCAAAGACUUAGUUGUAAUUAGGUUGGCUUACCUGCUUCAUAUUUAUGGAGAUAGGGUCACUUAUUAA
Eremothecium sinecaudum is the source of this 975-nucleotide messenger RNA. It is a transcript of the gene ALG5, whose product is annotated as dolichyl-phosphate beta-glucosyltransferase. Lineage: Eukaryota; Fungi; Ascomycota; Saccharomycetes; Saccharomycetales; Saccharomycetaceae. Gene Ontology annotation, cellular component: endoplasmic reticulum membrane. Bases 1 to 975 code for a protein of 324 amino acids. The record is from RefSeq and is a predicted model, not a curated record. The transcript has a single exon.